Messenger RNA from Caenorhabditis elegans, 1128 nucleotides. It is a transcript of the gene shc-3, whose product is annotated as SH2 domain-containing protein. The coding region runs from base 104 to 922 and encodes 272 amino acids. The transcript is spliced from 7 exons. NCBI's taxonomy places the organism in Eukaryota, Metazoa, Nematoda, Chromadorea, Rhabditida, Rhabditidae. The record is from RefSeq and is marked reviewed.
UUGAGUGUACAUAUUUGCAAAUAACGUGGUUAUCAACAAUUUUUAUCAUUUUCUCAAUUUCUACUUUUGUGGUCACUUGAAUAUUGAUUACUGUUAUUUGGUAAUGACUACCGCAGUUUUGAACGACCCCACAUCUUCUUGGGGUGAAUCAGCUAAACAUGUCAAUGCAAGCGGGGAUAGAUUUGCUGUUAAGUACAUGGGAUAUGCACCGAUACUACAAACUAUCAGGGAAAGACCCAUUGCGGAUAGAGAUGCACUUGUUAGACAUUGCAUCAACACUGUUGUGUCUUCUAGAGCAACGCAUGAGUAUUCUGUAAUUCAACAUGAAGGGGUUGUCGGUCCGUAUGUUAGUGUAUAUCAGUUGGACUUAUUUCUUAACAUCAGCAGUUUCACUAUAACAUGUUUUCACAUUCAAGACGGCAGAACUCAUUUGCUCGGAAGAUAUAAGAAUAACCAGAUCUCGCACUAUAAAUACAGGGAAAUAGAUGGACGUCAUUAUUUGGGCAUUGUGAUGAAAAUUGGAAGAACUGAGAAACGAGAGUGCAACGUUUUCAUGUUGGAUAACGACAUCGCCCUGAAUGACCUUACAACAAAAUUGCGAAGUGUCGAUGAACGAAGACAUAAUAAUGCGCUACAGUUGGAAACUCGCCUGAGGUCGACACAAGAAUACAGGUACACACCGAACAUGCUUGCAUGCUACCAUGGUCCGCUGUCACACGAAGACGCCUGUAGGCAACUAGUUCUACCGGGAGAAUUCAUCAUAAGGGAUAGUUCAAUGCGUGGAGAGUUUGCCGUUUCCUAUAAAACUAGUCAUGGACCUCACGACAAAUCAAUUGUGCCCAACAAUAACAUCGACUUUUUCCGACGAUUUCAAGUCGAUCAGAGUGUUUUGAAACAUCCAGUUGUGAGACGUCAAGAGUGAAACCUAAUACAUUUUUAUAAUUUCAAAUUUUUGUAACGACUACAAUGCAAAUAAAACUAGUUUAUAAAUGGCAAUUGAGAAUUUUAGUUCCAUCGGAAAUAAGAAGACUCCUUCCCGCUCGGACUGUCACAUUUGCGUUGGAAAUAGUGGCACCAUCGUUAGAGUAUAAUUGUGUGAUUGUUCUGAAUAAUAAAAAAUAUAAGAUG